UUUUGCCCUCUACACAAGUUGUCAAUAAAGUUUCGGUUUAAAAUAAACAGCGUCCCCCUCUGAUUGGACACUGCUUGUGCGCAUUUGAUUGGCGGCUGAGUGCUGGAUUAUAAUUGGCUGCAUUUCCCCACGCAGAAAGUGUUUGCUGAUCCACGUGGGGAGGAUGGAGGGUUCUUCACCAGCUCACAGUCCUGCCGAGCUCCCACAGAAUGAAUUCAGCUUCAGUAGCACCCCGACGAUGGAGGACAUCCGCCGCCUGCAGGCGCAGUUCACCCAGGAGAGAAGCUGGAGUCGGUUCCACCAGCCCCGAAGCCUUCUGCUGGCGCUCGUUGGGGAAGUGGGGGAGCUGGCGGAGCUCUUUCAGUGGCAAGGAGAAGUCCCGGAGGGUCUGCCCGGCUGGUCCGCGCCGCAGCGUGAAGCCCUGUCGCACGAGCUCAGCGAUGUCCUCAUUUACCUCCUGGAGCUGGCGGAGAAAUGCCGAGUGGAUCUGCCCCGCGCGGCGCUCCAGAAACUGGAACUGAACGCCAGGAAGUACCCGGCAUGCAGGGUCCGGGGCAGCGCUAAGAAGUACACGGAGUACGGUUCAGAGGACGGGGGGGCCGCUUCUCCUGAGCACUGAGCCUCUGAAGACCACCUUCCCCUGAGAAGGCCGGGGGGCUGCUCGCUGUCA
This is a messenger RNA of Spea bombifrons (plains spadefoot toad), 670 nucleotides long. RefSeq names its product dCTP pyrophosphatase 1 (gene DCTPP1). The transcript is spliced from 4 exons. Bases 164 to 619 code for a protein of 151 amino acids. The record is from RefSeq and is a predicted model, not a curated record. Gene Ontology annotation, molecular function: nucleoside triphosphate diphosphatase activity. Lineage: Eukaryota; Metazoa; Chordata; Amphibia; Anura; Pelobatidae. Gene Ontology annotation, biological process: nucleoside triphosphate catabolic process.